Molecule: messenger RNA, 11205 nt
Organism: Gigantopelta aegis
Lineage: Eukaryota; Metazoa; Mollusca; Gastropoda; Neomphalida; Peltospiridae
Exons: 14
Coding region: 3013-8697 (1894 amino acids)
Molecular function (GO): guanyl-nucleotide exchange factor activity
Source: RefSeq, a predicted model, not a curated record
GAAUGCAGACAGACAUGUAUUGUAUAUUUAUGUGAGAGGCUUGUUCCCUUCAACACAGGGCUCUUCGGUUUCGCACUUGUCCUCGGCCUGCGUACAGCACGCACAUGCUUUACUCAAUGCCUUUAACAUGCCGGUGAUUGUGGCUGUGUGUUUGGUCUAGUCCUCCUGGAUCUAUGUAUAUUCACUUAGAUCUGCUGAUACAGCAAAAAAAAAAAAAAAAAAAAAAAAAAAAACGUUGCGACUUUGAUCACAGAAAGUUUGAAUUCUUUUUCUCUCCCGGUGGAUUUAUAUUGGAUUAAGGUGUGCUGGAUAUACAGUAAUUCAUCACUGAGGGUGUAGGAAGUGAGGGAGGCGGCAGAAAUAAACUCCACUUGAGCAAACAAUUGACUCGGUAUGCCGGUAUGAAUCAAGUCUUGGAGGGGCCAUAUGCUGAGUGUCUGUAUGUGUUUGUGUGAACCGUCCAGGUGAUGGGAACAGAUAGCAGGAUAAUAACGAAGAUCUUCAGCUUCAUUCUCUUAAAUGCUAUGUGAUAGGUCUUGUUAAGCUGUAAUUCCCAUUAUAUAUGCACCUACAGACUCGCCCACUGACACAGUGGUGUAUGGAAACCCACACUUCGUCCAUGUGGCUGGUGACUUUUAGAACUGUUGUGUGAUUCACUCAAGAUUUUAAAAGUACUGUUAGGUGUGUUGCCUCACUCUACAUUCUUGUUGGUCAAGCUGGUCACUCGUGAAUUUAUGGUCGUCUGAACAUAGUAAACUGUUAUCUUUCUGACAGUCAUUGCUCAACAGCCAUGAGAUCAAAGGAACAUACUUAAUGAGUUUUACAUAUACAUGAUAUAAAACGUUGGCCAGUGACUUUACUGAUAAAUUACUGCACUCUGGUUUUAUUCCACAAUACGUUUCUGUCUGUUGAUACGUAAAGAUGUCUCACAACUCUUCUGCUCGAGUUUGCUUUGUUUUUAAAUAUUAACUGGAUUCAUACGUUUUUCACUUUAAUUUGUGGUACAAAAACAAAUCACUGAAGUCACAAACAAACUUGGGAAAGUUAUUUUGAUUUCGAUUUAGAAUAGGAAAGGAAUUCACAAACUUGAGAAAACUCUUUGGAUGUUUACCUAGAUUGUUUACAUAUAAUAACUGGAGUCACUAACUUGAGAACGUUGUUUGAAGUUUUGACUUGGAAUGUUUACAAACCUCCAUUUCACUCACCAACUGGAAGUUGAAAUUUUGACCUAAUGGUGAUUGUAUUGUUUUACUAACAAAUGGACCAACAUUCCAUUAUGCUUAUUUUCGGACCAGAGGGAACAAGUUGAAAUAAUCAGACAUUUGCUUCUGAUUCCUUGACUGACUGUUCCAGCUUUCUCAGCUGAGCCCACGCGGAUGUUGCAUGCGGUAUCAAUUUUGGAGGAACUGGUCUGUGGAAGGCCCUGCUGACCAACUGGUACUUGGUGUGUUUGUGUAUUCUAUUGAUUGUGACAUGCCUGCUGGCCAGGUAUAGGCAUUAAGUACUCCAUGUGGAGAAUUCCACAUCCCAGAUGGAAUCGGACCAUUGUAAAUAGGAAUUUUGAUGUUUGCAGGCUUUUUUUGUUUUGUUUGGUUUGGUUUCUUGACCUUUGUUAAUAUUACUUGACUCUGUGCCGGGUUAAUGGGACUAAGCUUGUACACCUGUAGUUUGGCGAUACUACGAAGGUGUUGACGGUCGGCGUAUAGAAGACAUGAUGGUGAUGCGAUACUGUGGAGGUGGUCAGUUAAAGAACUUGUCAUACAAAGUUGGUGUUGGUGCUUUUAUAUAAAGUUGUGAUUCAAAGUUGGUGUUGGUUUUAUAUAAAGACGUGGUGCUACAAAGUUGGUGUCGAAUUUACAAAGGAGACUGUAAAAUGAAGAUCAGCCUAUAAUUUUACCCACAAGUCAAAGCUUUUAUGUUUAUAGCCUUCCACCAAGGAAAAUAUCUAGCCACCAGAAAUUUGUUUGCUAACAAUCUGUUCACACCUACUUCUGGGAAAGACAAGGCAAACACUCAAAAGUGUGUGUGGAAUUUUAAAUUUAUCUUUAAGAACUGUGUACUGAUUUACUCAGGCUUAUCUUUAUAAGCAUACUAAUGAUGAGAUGUUAACGUUGAUGAUUUAUUCCGAAGUGGCCAGGCAGUCUAGGAACAUGUACUUAGUUAACACGAGAACGGUGGUGAGUGGCAGAUUAUGACCACCGUUUCUCAACACAAGAGCAGUGGUUUGGAGCAGACAUGACCACCAUCGUUCCUCAUGAAUAAAGGAGUGUCCUGAAUGUAACCUUUAUCGCCUACAACAAAAUAUGUUUUGAGAAGUGCAGAUAAAGACUCAAGUUUUUCUCUAAAUCUCUGAGUGAUGAGUUCCAAGGACAACCUGUUAGCUGCUGUUAUCUCCCGUCUUGGAGAUAUUUAUGGUGUGGAUUUAUUCUCAGAUUUAGCUGGCUGCAUGCAGAUCCCACCCACCCACACCUUCACACUAAAGACUUCUUUGACUGCAGAUGCCACUGAAUAUUUCAUCACAUUUCAGUGUUGUUUUUACAUCUAAUUUGACUCAGACAUUCCAGAAUAUGGACUUUUGCCACAUGAAGAUAUAAGAUAUAAUCUCCAUUCACAAGAGAACAGUACUCAAUGUUAUCUGGCAAUUGUCAAGAUGUGCUGUUUUUUAUUUUGUGCAUGGGAAAUGUAAGAAAGUAGAACCGGCUCACGUAAGCUGGUGACGCCUAGCAUGUCUGUUUAGUCUUGGAGACAACAUGUUUCACAACUGUGGCAACAAUGCUGAUCAUUCAUGAUUUCACUGAAAGGUUCCUGGUGCCCACCGACUUUUAGUUCGGCUCCGAUGUCUAGUUCUGAUAACUGAACAGAAAGGUUCUUUUUACAAGACAUGAUUCAUACAUUGUGACCCAACAUGUUGAUUUAAAGUAGUUGUUAAUAGUGUGAAAUGCUUGUUCAAAGCAGUUGGUGUAGAGUGCUGGUUUAAAACAGUUAUUUAUACUAGUGUAAAGAAUUUGUACAAUGGCUGCAAAAUACAAGAAGAACAAAUUUUAUGUGUGUGAAAAUGACACUGAUUAUAAUAUGUCUGAUUCGGAUUCAUCCUGUUCCGAGUCUGGUGAUCAUCUUACCCCACAAAUGAAGAGUGUACGUUCCGGUAACAUCCCUAGAGUUCAACUCCUACAGAACCAGAGUCUGGUCGGUCAAAUCAACAACCGAAACUCUAUGUGCUGGGACGAGUUCUUUGGAUCUUCACUGGACUUGGCACCAUCUCUUCUGACAAUAUAUGACAGUAUAGCCGCCGGUAACAGCCCACCAGACACUGGACUUGCCAAAACUGAUGGCAAAUCCAAAUCCAAGUCCUUACCUGGUUCAGCGUCUGCUCGAGAGAUGAAAAGUUCCGUCUUCAAGGUGUACAAUAAAGAGCGACCCAAAACAAUGAUUGACCCCACUGGUGACAAGGACGACGAUGUCGACACUGCCGACACCAAGAAACGUCCACUCAGCAUCAGUUCAUCCUCCUCCGCAUCUUCAUCAUCGCUGACGCGUCACCAACGGAAACGGCCAAAUUUAACAAUCUGUGAUGAACACCAUAAAUCUAACGGAAAUGCAGUUGAUUGUGGCAGUAAUUCUCACGGUGAUGUGAAUGGAAAUUCUAAAAUUGGUGACAUGGAGUAUGAGACCUCCCCAUCAGGAUGUGAUACUUCACCCAUGGAAACUAAUGUGGCGACGGAAUCUAGUUUGGGCAGUGCUAACGGAAGCCCCACUGGAUCCGGAGAUACUUCUGUGCUUCCAGGUGGUAAAAAGGUGACAAAGUGUGCCAAGAGAUCACACAAUGGGUCUGCUUCACCUCCUGCAUCACCUAGCACAGAUGUAGAUUCAAUAUCUACUUCCAAAAAGAUGGGCAACUUGAAUUCUGUGUCGGAAAUUAAGAAUAAAGCUUCAACUUUGCCAUCAGUUUCGAGGCAGAAGAGUUCUGAAGGAAUGCCUUCGUCAAACAAUAAGACGACUUCUUCCAGUAACCAUGUCUUACCCUCCUCUCCCACCAGCCCCAAGUCUUCCAGUACAGCUAGAGAUGCCUCAUCUACAUCCUCUAGUGGAGGGUCCAAGCCUCACUAUGUUAGUUAUGUUCAGAGAGUCGUCUCGGAAAUCAUUGAUUCAGAGAGAAUUUAUGUUAAGAGUUUGGAAGACAUUAUACAGGGGUAUCUGGAGUACUUAGAAAACAACUCCAAGGUGAAGGUCACAGACAAAGAUCUGAAAUGUCUAUUCUCAAACAUUCGACAGAUCUACGAGUUUGGCAGGUUGUUUCUAUGGGAACUGGAGCAGUGUGAUCGAGAACCGGUGCGGGUUGCCGAGUGUUUUGUGCGUAACAACGAGGGAUUUGUUAUCUACACGGACUACUGCACAAACUACCCCAGUGCAGUGGAAGUGCUCACUCGCUUUAUGGCCGACCCGAACAUGUCUGAAGUGUUUAAGAACCGGCAGUUCAUCCUGGGACACGGGCUGCCCCUGGGCGCCUACUUACUGAAACCUGUACAGAGAAUUCUCAAGUACCAUCUUCUCCUUCAGAAUAUAUUGAAAUUCUUCGAGAAGGAGAAGCCAGGGUACAGUAUUCUGGACCAGGCGUUCAAACACAUGACACAGAUGGCGCACCACAUCAACGAGAUGAAAAGAAAACACGAACACGCGGUGCGCAUCCAGGAGAUUCAGAGUCAGCUGGAGGACUACGCGGGCAAAGAUCUCACCUGUCUCGGAGAACUCGUCCUCGAGGGUUCAUUUAGAGUGUAUGGAGCAAAAGCAUCCCGCCAGGUAUUCUUGUUUGAGAAGGACAUUCUUAUCAGCAAGAAGAAGGAAGGCGGCAUGUUGGGUUGUAAAGCACAAGUUCAGAUGGCGAAUCUGAUGCUGGUGGAAGUCAUUCCGAAUGAACCUCUCAGUUUUCAUAUCAUUCCUUUUGAUAAUCCACGAGCGCAGUACACCCUUCAGGCACGUAACAUGGAGCAGAAGCGGCGAUGGUGUCAGGAAAUUAAACGUCUGAUCCUGGAAACUUACAAAGGGAAGAUACCAGACAAUGUCAAGGAUCUGGUCAUGGAACUUGGACGCAAUCACGAUGAUGAUUAUGUGAACAGUGAAAACCACGACCCACGACGACAGCACCAUACAGCCCCAGAGUAUCUGGAAAAAAGACGAAUCCGGCGAAAGUCUGGAAGUAAAAUGCCAGAUUUUAGUCUGCUGAAACCACAGAAAGCAAAAAAAGCACCUAGAAAACAAGAAGAUAAGAGUCCUUCUCCAUUGAGACAGAGGAGAUCAGCUCCUUCACUGCUCAAGUCAGAACCCUCUCCUGAUAAAUCAAAGGGUCAUUUGCAAAGAGCUACCUCCAAUGAUUCAAGCAAAAAUUCAAAGGAGACAACUCACAGGAAUCUGUCUCCAGUGCAGCAAUCUCCUCAGAUGAAAGCCAAAUCUGAGACUUACCAGUCACAUGCUUCUGCCGAUGACAUCAACAUCCGUCCCGUCAAAACUCACACAGAUCAGGCAGCAGUGGCAGAAAACAUCCGCAGAGCCAAGAGUUUCCGUAAAGCCACCCGAAUGAGACCAGUGAAUUCUCAGGAUUUAAGUGACUGGCCCAUAUUAAGCAAAUCGCCAAAUGGCACAGGUGGCUCUGAUUCUGAAAGUGACGUAGAUGACCCAAAUCUAACGAAAGAUGGAUUGAAGGAAUAUAGUGAUUAUGUCUUUGGUAGCAGGUCUGAUUUAUCGGACGAUGAACGCAUUGAUACGCAGGCCGAAGCAGAAAUCGACCAGUACUGUAGUUUACCCGUGUUGCCUCAUCAACGUGUUGUUCUUCCUUCACCAGAGAUUCAUUUCGACACUGUGCGUAGUCAGGAAUCAAAAAGCAAUGAAAAUAUCUUACCAAAGCCCCAGUCGAGCAGUCCGCACUCUUGGAAAAAGAAUAAGUCAAAAUCGACCGACAGUGAUGUAACAAAUCUGAUUGAAAAAAGGCUGAGUAACUCCAGUAUGAAUCCCGACAACAAGAAAGUGAAUGCCUUCAAUGACAGUUUUUCUAGGAAGUCACAGCAGAGUCUGGUAUCUCGAGCACUCCGCAUGCCAUUGGUAUCUUCACACUUGUCACUGGAUGGAGAGAAAGUCUUAAAAGAGGGGAGUAAAGCUAAACUAACUAACUGGAGCAGUACAGAAAAGCUCACUAAAGGUUCGAUGAAUGAUGUCUCGUACCUUUCGGAGGAUCCGUGGGUGAAAAAUGUGGAAGACACAGAUGUGAAGGUGUCCAAAGAAAGUGUUAACAUGAACAACAUUAGCAGGCCUAGAAAUUCAUCAGAUGCCAGUGAGCUUCGACCAAGAGAGAAUAUUGACUGGAUGGUGUAUGUGAAUCGUAAUUCUCUCAACGAGAAUCCAGAACAGCUGAGAUUCUUUGCCAAGCACUGGACCCUGCCCCGAGUUCCAAUGUCUCCUCCAGUUGUUGAGAACAAUAAACGGCGAUCUGUCACUCCACCUUCGAGUCCUAGUCGAAUAAAGAGCCACGAUGUGUUUGUUAAAACAGUUGGUCCUGCUGAAGCUGGACCAACAGAACAUGACGUUGUCCUGAAUCUAUCACCCAUUUCUCAGACCAGUGGUGUGCUCUUGGUUCCAUCAAUAGUGGUGUCAAACUCGUCUUUACCAUCAUCGCCAAAACAUUACCACCACCACAACCACCACCACCAUCAUUUCCAUCGACAUGGAAAGCCUUAUCUCUUAAGAUCUAAUUCAACACCUAUGUCGAAGUCGAGGAUAGACGCUCUGAACAUGUUUGAUAAAAACCGACCAGCAUCACUCGACUAUGACGUGUUGGACAGUGACAAGAUGGUGGCUGAGAUGGAAGAUUACAUGAAGAAUUCGUCCUCGGAGUCAUCGUUCGCAAACAAGUUUCCUAAAGAUCUUCCAACUCUUAAUUACGAUGAUAUCGCCAAGUCCAAACGCUUGUCUUGUGCAUCAUCCGUAUCCACCUCAUCCUACGACAGUCAUUCCAGCAGUUCAACAGAAGGUCUGAUGGACACACUCAAACACAAGAUCCACAACUGGACAUCCAGGAUUGCCAAGCGAAUGGAAGACAGCGAUCUCAAUUCCGGAACUUCUAGCGUGUCGGACGUUCGUCCGUCUUCUCUGGUGAUGACUGAUGAUGAGAAGUGGGAUGAUGACAAAGCUAAAUGUCCGUCUGAAGAAAAGGGAGUCACAAGACUUCAGAAACAGCUGCAGGAAGAUGCCGAGUUGCAGACUUUUUUACGGCAGCGAGGUCUUGGAGGUGGGUCCAUUGGUUCUCGGAUGGCUCACACUGUACCCACAAGUGGUGAAGAAACUCUGCUGAGUCAGAAGAAUCGUCCCCACAAUGCUUGUUUGUUGAGGGGAGACAACGAUUCAUUGUCAUCGUAUGAACUCUCUAGCAAAGAAAGUACUCCAGAACCUCAGUCAAGAUUUUCUCUUCCAGCCUCAACAUCAGCUGUUGAAAGCUUUUUACCACUUUCAGUAAUGGCAGCUUCAUCAGAUGUGCAGCAGUCAGAUUCAGGUUUCUCCAUGCAGAGUGAUGUGACUGAUUCAUUUUCCACAGAAAACAUUGCAGGGUCUUCCAAAGAAACCUUGAUGGACAAAGAAAAACAAAUUAGUAAUUGUGAAUCCAAAGAAACUUCUAAAGAUCAAUCUGAUGGCAGGAUUUCACGACUGAAAAAGAAACAAGAUAAUUCUCCAAAAGAGAAAAGAAGAAACAGAACUCAUUCCGGUUCAUCGGCCGACUCUGUAGACAGUUUUUACGAGCGGCGUCUUUCCGUUGCUUUUGAAUCCGAAGUGUUUCACAAUCUUCCACCUGUAGGCGACCAACAGUUGACAACAGCCAUGCCUUCUCCAAGGAAACCUAUAACAUCCAUCCGGGAUUUUGUACAGCUUCUGGAAGAACGCAGCAAACCGAAGCUCCCGCAGACUGUGGAGGUGAAGAAACGCCAGCCCGGGUGUAUGAUAAAACAGAGACUGCAGAAUCUACAGGAAGCAUCUCAGUACAAACGAGGCAGUCGGCCAACCAGUGAAGAGAGAGAACUGAUGCCUCCCAAGUCAAUUAAAGACAUGCAGGCAGCUUUGGUACACGAAGCGAAAACGCUGAAACAAGCUCCAAGUUUUGGAACACUCCACUGUGGUACACUGAAUCCGAACCCAGCAUCAAGUCAGGUUUCACAUGUUGUUUCAGUUGCUGCAAACAGCCAUGUGCCCUGUUCAGUGGCAGCAUCAUCGUGUCUUAAUGCCAGCUCUUCAACUAACACAACAGCACAUCAGUUUAACACCGCUCCGGUCCACUCUCAUUCCAUGGCACGUAUCCACAGUUACCCAAGUACAACAAUCAACAGUGCACAUCCCACUCUGGGCAUUGCCAGUGUUCAUCCCUCUCUGGGUGUUGCCAGCACCCAUCCCUCUCUGGGAGUGAGCACUUCUUUGAGUGGGUCGAAUACGUCGAUCAACUCGAGCUGCUCUAGCAGCGUGAACCUGUUUGGGAACCAGCUGAUGUCGAGUUACCAGCGUGCGGAGUCGGAGCAUGGGUUCGACACACCGGCCAUGUACAGCGACCUGCAGCCCGCGCGCUCUCUCGGCCACCUCGACCAGCUCAGCACCGAGGUGGAGAACCUUGUCAUCAUGAAGGGCUGGGUCAGAUCACUCAUCAGCAAGUUUCAGAACGAAGGCUGAGGUGACGAGGGGAGAAAAGAUUAGUUGAUGGUAAAGUAAGAUGAAACCGACAUUGAUGUUGAUUACCAUUUUUUUUAAAGAUAUGUACAAUUAGACUUGGUGGCUGAAAAGGAACUGCUGUUAAAUUUAUUAUCAAGUCAUGGUUCAGUGAAUGAAAUGGAACUGAUUUUUAUUACCAUUAAACAGUUAACAGUGAAGCACAGUUUAAUGGUGGAUGAAUCAAAUGGUAUCCUGUCCUGAAACAGUCACUUGUUCGUAACCUAGUUACAAAAUGUCCUUAUCGACUGAUAUGCUGUUAAUAGUUCAUCAUCAGUGGACAGCAGGUUUUUGUUCUGAUAAAUGUUUUAAUAUAUAUAUAUUAUAUACACACAUAUAUUAUACACACACACACACACACACACACACACACACACAGACAUACAUUUUAAAAAUCAUUAUAGUUUUGGGGAAUUUUUACACAAAUUACCAUGAAAUAAAAAUAGUAACAAUUUUGGAUAACAAACUUAAAAACAUAUUCCUGCUUGUAUUUUUUGUUUUGUAGGUGGGUAAAACAAAAGACUUGACAAUGUUGUUCACGAUGUAAUCAUUAUUCCGUUUGUUUACUCAUUCUUUGAUGAUGUAUUGAACAUUUAAUUUUUAUUACCCAAACUAACACUCGUAUGGGAAAAUAUUACAUUCAUAAUACAAUUACCACAUUACUGGACAAUUUAUGGGGGAGGGAGGGUAGUGUACUUUUUGUUAGUGGGUUUUUAUACUUGUACAUACACAAUAAUAAAAAGCUAUUUCAGAAAUAUAUAUAUAUAUAUACACGUCAAUGAAUCGUUUUAUAUACACUUUACAAACAUGCCAUCUCAUUGUAUUCAUUCUAUAUAAAACUGUUAUUACUGGUGUGGUAUACAAGUGUUUCAAGUAAAUAUUUCCCUAGAUAAGAGAACAACGUUCUCGCACCUGAAAUGUCAGAUCUCGAACUCUAUCAAAUGUCCUACAUUCUGAUAUAGUAGUCUACGUUUAUACUUUUUAAUUAUUUUUUUUAUUUUUGGGGAUUGGGGAGUAAUUUAUUUGUUAUUCCGAGGUGGGGAGGGAGGACAUACAAGUAAGGGGGUGAAAAGCUAUAUAAAUUUUAAAAAGAAAGAGACGAGAAAAUGCUUUAGUUAGUUUUUAUAAUGAUAAAGGUUUUUUUAAGGGCGUUUUUAAUCAUGGUUUUGGACACUAGUACUGGUUAUCAGCCCUUGAUAUUUGUCCGUUUCUGUCAUCUACUUUGUGUGAAUGAGCAUAAAUUCAUUUUGAUCAUGAACAUUAAAAAUUUAGUUUGUAUACAUUGAAGCUUGCAGUUUUCAGUUAGCAUGGAAUCUUCAAAGCUGUUUAAGAAAUACUUCUAAGAAAACAGCAUUUAAAGAACUGGAUUACUCUAGCUUUGACUGCAUUUUGUGGUCCCAUUUUGACCACAAAAAAAAAACCCAGAAAGAAAAUCUAUGCAAUCGACUAGAACAGAUCUUCAUGAACAUUAUUUAUCACGAAUCUAUAUUAGUCAUUUUCAUGUGUUUAUUAUUCAAAUAUAAUAUGAAUUGGUUGUGAAAUUUAUCCAGGUAAAUGAUAAAAUGACAAUUGUGUAAUUUUACAUCUUUAUCUUGGUCUUCCUGUGGGUCCAAUAUGUAUAUUUUGCUUUUUACAUUUUUGUAAUAUUGUAUAAACAAGAUUGAUCAACUGUAGACACGCAGCAAAGAAUGAAUUAUCAAAAAAAAUUCUUAAUUCAAGCUUUCCAAUUCAUAAACCAGGGAAUACAUCUUCAUGGAACUACUCCAGAUAGCCAAUGUUUCUUAAUUAUAUGCAUUAAUACAAGAUACAAGAUAUGGUAUAAGAAUCAAUGACUGUAGUCCAAAGAAGAAUUUUUUCUUCAACUUUAUUUACAAUUUGCAGUUUACUACUUGCAGUUUAGGUGCAGUAAAAAUGUUCCCCCAAGUAAUACCAUCCAUUUUUUUAAAUAUCACAUCACUCAAAAAGUUUUUCCAAGAAUGGAUAGGUUGUUCAUCCUGGUGAAAUUAAAAAACAAAAGAAAGAUGAUGAUCAAGCAAAAAUACAUCACCAGUAUCCAUUUAUUAUAUUUUCUUUUAUCUUCUAAUCUGUCUCAGAACAUUAAAUAUGAUCUUUUCUCUUCUGGUUUGGAGAUGUUUUCCUGGGCAUUAACAACUGAAUUUACAUGUUAUAUAAAUUUAUCUCAUGCAUGAAAUACUGAAUUGUUUACAUAUUUGCUUUAUUGCUGGUAGGUCUGAAUUUAUGCUUAGUAAUCUAAAUUGAAAUAUAGAUAUGUAUCAAUAUUUAUGAAGCAUAUGAACCAUCUGACAAUACCUGUGUGUGAGCAAUUAAAUGGUACUGGUAGCUAUUGUAAAGUAAUUAAAUUCUACAACUGUAAAUAAACCCUUUGUACUUGGAAUUAUUGUAUUUAUUUUGUGCUUGUACACAGAGCACACAAAUAUGACAGGUGGUGCUAAUAAAUUUAUUUCAUGACAA